GUGGUUGUAUAAACGUCAUCUUUAUUUGUAGGUUAAAGUUAAUAAAGCUGUAAAUGUAAAAAUAAAAAUAGGAACAAUUAAAAAGAGUUGUGUUUGAAUGUGAAUAUUCGACUGUAAACCGUAAUAUUAAUUUCUAUUUACAAAAACUAAGACAAUGGAUCAAAACAUUCCAAUAGAUAUAAACACAAAUAAAUUACUCGACUGGUUGAUAAGUAGACGAAUCGUUAAUGGUGAAUGGCAGAAAUCUAUUCUACCUGUGAGAGAGAAGAUCAACUCAGCCAUCCAAGAUAUGCCUCAGCAUCCGGAGAUCGCCCAGUUGCUUUCAGGAGCUUAUAUAAACUACUUUCACUGCAUUCGUAUUGUCGAAAUACUGAAGGAAACUGAAGCAGACUCAAAAAAUGUUUUUGGCCGUUAUGGAUCACAGCGUAUGAAAGAUUGGCAAGAAGUGGUACGGAUGUAUGAAAAAGACAAUUUAUACUUAGCUGAAGCUGCACAUUUACUUAUUUCAAAUGUAAAGUAUGAAAUACCCAACUUGAAGAAACAAGUUGCAAAAUGUCAUCAAAAUCAACAGGAUUGUGAGAAGAGAGCUGCUGAAUAUGUGAAAAAUGAGAACUCUGCUCGAAAUGAGCUAAACACAACGUACAAACAACUUGGCCUAACGGGUCGUAAUGUAAAGAAAGAACUUGUAGACCGACUCAGCAAACUGCCAGAGAUCUAUCAGCAAGUGGCGGAAAACAUUGCGUCUCUCCGUUCUGCCCUCAAAUACUACUCUGCAUUCUCACAAUAUGUGUUUGACAGAGAGACUAAUGUUCUUCCACUUCUUACCUUUGUCAGUGACAGAGGAAAUGUUACAACAUACGAGUGGCUUUUUGGAGAGAAACCUGCAUCUGUAGAAGAGCCCCCAACUCCUAAAUUUGAUGAUGAACCAGAAGCUAAAGAGGAAGAGAUAGACUGGGGAGAUGUUGACAAUAGUGUGAAUUAUGAUAUAGACUAUGGUAUCACCCUAGAAGAGAGUGGUAUAGAAGUAGAGUGUGAGGAGUCCACAGCUGGAGUAGCCCGUGGUAAGAAUGCUUUGUUACUACUGGACAAUCCUGACACCAGGGAGGAGGUUAUCAAUCAACUGCUUGAGCUGGAGUCAUUCCUAAAGAUUCGUCUUUUAGAGAUGCAAGGUGAAUCUGAUCUACUGGUGAUCAGUCAACUCAAUGAGACAACUCAGAGUGUGGCGGCCAUGCUGGACUGUGUGCAGCUUACCAAACAGCUGAUUUUGGACCCAGCAACUCAACACUUGCACAACAUCAAACAUUCACUGAAGUACGUGGACAGUUUAGCCUCUAGCGUGGAGCACAAACAGGGCCUGGUAACCAAGAUGGCCGCCAGUCAGGAGGCUGUCAUGGCUAGGGGCCGAGAGGCAGGCGCUGAGGCUCAAGAUUUGCAGGUCAAACUGAAACUGGUCAUCAGUAAGACCAAAGAGCUUCAAGCUCAGAUUGAGCAGGACAUUUCCAAGAAGUACAAAAACCGUCCAGUUAACUUAAUGGGAGGAGUGACAAUGAUAUAGUGCAAUAAAAACGUCAUAUUUUGAUGAAAA
This is a messenger RNA of Macrosteles quadrilineatus (aster leafhopper), 1585 nucleotides long. Its product is annotated as CDK5 regulatory subunit-associated protein 3-like. The transcript has 10 exons. The coding region runs from base 155 to 1555 and encodes 466 amino acids. The record is from RefSeq and is a predicted model, not a curated record. Gene Ontology annotation, biological process: regulation of cyclin-dependent protein serine/threonine kinase activity; regulation of mitotic cell cycle. Lineage: Eukaryota; Metazoa; Arthropoda; Insecta; Hemiptera; Cicadellidae. Gene Ontology annotation, cellular component: endomembrane system.